AUGUUCUCUAGGAAAGAUCGCGUCCAAGCAACCACAUCGUCGCUGGAUCUGUCUUCCUUGCAAUCAUAUUCGCCAAAGUGGUCGCCGCAUCUUCGACUUGCAACCUGUAUCUCGAUCAAGUAUGCUGUCCGACGCCAUGUAGAACGUGCUACCUACCUGGUUGGCACACUUGGAUCAUCGAAGCUCCCAUCGGCUUCUGGCACUGCGGCGUACUCUGUGGCGCAGGAAUGGUCCGAUUACGGCCAAAAGUUUCUCACGGCAACCUGUCAGCAUCUCGGCGUUGUAGAGGAUUCGCUCCCACCAGAUCCCAUCAGUCUUGAUGAUGUGCUUUCUGCUGCCCGAGGUCGUCUUGAACACGCAGAUACGCAAGAUCCCAUCUGCGCGAACGAACCAGCGUUAGAGUCGGGCUCAGACCACGCUCGCCGCUUUCCUAACCUCGAUCUCCCCAUCAAGGGCAUCGAUGAUGCCAAAAAGUGCGAUCUUGUCAAUGGCACAGACCCAGAAAAGGCGCCACAAGGCCUACAUACAGGCGCUCAGAAGGACCAGCUCGCCGAUACCACAGCUUCCCUCGAGAGUCUUUACCUGAAGUCGUCCGCUUCCCCCUUGUCUGAUCAUGGCUUCGAGGGCUUUGCGUACGAUCAAGAUGCCCAAGAGCUUCCAGACUACCUCCGAGGCCAAACGGAUGCUGCGACAACAUCGAACUCAACCAGCGCUGAGCUCAACCGCCAGCAUAGAGCUCGCACCCUCUCGCAGGACACGUUAGCGUUUACACCCCCAAAACGCAUGCAAGGCGCUCUCGAUCCGGAAUCCGGCCAAGACAUCGAGGUCGCCCACGAAUUGUUGCUGAUCGCUCUUGGAUUGGGUCAAUUUCGAGCUCAGGACGGCACAUCCACUGUCUUUGAGCAAGACUUUCUCUUCGGAGAGACCGAGCUUGACCUGCCUCGGUCCGGAUCGCAAAGCUCAAAGGGCAAAGUUAAGCCUGACGUGUCCUCGCCAUCGGAAAGCCCAGAGGGCCAACAGAAGCUGACAUCAGCUGCAUCCGGGCCACAAGAAAUCGAAACGCCAACAGCACCUGUGCCAUCUUCAACUGUCGCUCGAGUAAAUACGACCGACGAUGCCAUGAAGCCGAUGACCGAGACAGGGCGUUUGAUUGGGGAUGCAUCCAAGAAUGCAUUGACCUCCCUCAAGGCGGGCACUUUGUCUGGAUGGAGCAAGCUCUCUUCCGCAAGCAGGGAUCUGAUAAACACACAGUCCCAAGCUUCUACAAAGCGUGCCGCACCCAGUCCUGCCGAUAAAGGUGCCAAGCAGCCGGUCAAGCCCAACGAAGUAUGUCACUAUGAUGCUCGAGCGAGAUCGUUGAUCUUCGUUGCCUCUACCGCUAUGGGCAUCUCUGCGCGACAAGUAUGGAUGGCUGAGAAAGUCAUGGCCCAGACGAUCUACUUCAUCAUGAGCGAGGGUGAUAGAGCAUCGGUGUCCAAGAAUGGCAAGGGCAUCGUCGAGCAACUUCCGGCGGGUGCCUCGCUCGAUGCACAAACCGGCUCAGUCACACAGCCAUCACAGCGCUCCGAGUACAUGAACCAGCACUCUGGAACGGUGGUGGAGCGCGAGCGCGAAAAGGGGACGUGGGGCAAGUGGGCUGCCAUGGGAGGCGGCUUUAUCGCUGGAGGGCUCGUCAUCGGGUUGACUGGCGGUCUGGCCGCUCCGCUGAUUGCACCUGCACUGGUCGGGCUCACCGGCGUUUCUUUUCUCGCGACUUCUGGAGGCAUCAUCAUGCUCGGAACUUUGUUCGGUUUGGGUGGCGGCGGUCUUGCGGGUUAUCGCGUUGAGCGACGUCUGCGAGGAGUGUCGUCUUUUUCGUUUGCCGAAUUGGCCACCGAAGCACGCAAAGCAGGUAUUGCGAUUCCGAGCCUGCAUGCGACCAUCUGCUGCAGUGGACUCAUCCUCGAAACCGAACAGCAGGUCGUACCAUGGACUUACAUCUUUGAGGGCGCCAAAGACAAUCGGGAUGCGUUUGCGAUCGAGUGCGAGGCGGAAAUGAUGAAAGAAGCGGGUCAAGGGUUGCGUUCUUACAUGCUCGAUAAUCUCAUUCGAACAGGCGGCACCAAGGCAGCAGAGGAGGUGGUUAAGAAGACGGCGCUUGCCGGUAUAGCGGCCAUCACGCUACCGAUGAGCAUGUUCAACGCGGCAUCAGCUACGCUUGACGGCGUCUUUGUUCGUGCCAAGACGAAAGCACACAAGGCGGGACUGAUCCUUGCUGAGACGCUGCGAAACGAGGUGCAGGGUCAUCGGCCCGUUGUGCUGAUCGGCACCUCAUUGGGAGCAGCAACCAUCUUGACCGCGCUCACCGAGCUUGCCAAGGAGCCCGAGACCACGUCGCAUCUGGUCGAUUCGGUAUUUCUCAUCUCGGCACCCAUUGUUCCGUCCAACGCGACACUGCGCAAGGUUCGAACCAUCGUGCAGCGUCGCUUUGUCAAUGUAUUUUCGUCCAAGGACAUGGUUUGCGGUAUCGCCGCCUGGCUAGGGUCCGGAGUAUCGGUGGAAGAGUUGAGGGCGGGCAAACUGCCACGCGUUGCUGGUAGCCGUGCGAUCGACGACGUGCCAGGACUAGAGAACAUCAACGUUUCCGACAUCAUCUCGAGCCAUUUCGAGGUGAAUGACAAAGACAAGUUGACGGCAAUCUUGGCUCGUUGCGGCGCGUUGGAGGACUGA
Messenger RNA from Mycosarcoma maydis (corn smut), 2709 nucleotides. RefSeq lists its product as uncharacterized. The coding region runs from base 1 to 2709 and encodes 902 amino acids. Lineage: Eukaryota; Fungi; Basidiomycota; Ustilaginomycetes; Ustilaginales. The record is from RefSeq and is a predicted model, not a curated record. The transcript has a single exon.